Molecule: messenger RNA, 243 nt
Organism: Plenodomus lingam JN3
Lineage: Eukaryota; Fungi; Ascomycota; Dothideomycetes; Pleosporales; Leptosphaeriaceae
Source: RefSeq, a predicted model, not a curated record
AUGAGGCUCUCCACCACCGUCCUCACAAUCACCCUCUUCACCCUCGCCCUCAGCCUCCCUGUACCCCAGGCCAAUAGCAAUGCCCUCACACUCUCGACCCCUAACACGGACCCCGCACCCGCACCCACAGCCAUAUCAUCCUGCAGCCGGUGCACCACGCUCUACAAUAUUUGCAUGAACGUAAAAUACCCCCCUUGGUACCCCAUGGUAGCGGUUCAAGAACAUGCAGUUGCUGAUUUGUGA